CACAAUUCGCUUUGUUGUUCGUUUAAACACCGAUGACAGGAAAUUCUCCGUCUAUCCAUCUGCGCAGAGGGACUUAUAAGGAAGUGAGGAAUAACGGACAUCAGGAAGUGUACGAUCGACAUAUAGUCAUCUGCGUCAGUCACUCACGGACCAUCACCGCAAUUUGUUAAGGCUUUCAACACCAGAGCUAAGUAAAAUGGAACUAACACUUCUCUUGCUUACGGCGAUGUUUCAACAUAUUACUGGACAAUCGGGGCACGUCAUCACGCUGUCAGCCGAUCCUGGGCAGAUACUAAUAGGAGGCAGUUAUCCAACUCCACAGCUGACCGUGAACUGUUCAGUUAAGACAGUAGCUGCAUCAAACAUAACACGUCUCAAUGAAAUCAUGAUCGGAAGGGUCUAUGGAAGAAGGCGUGACAUCCAGCCUAUAGUAACAGCAACCAAUUCGUCGCCUGUAGUGCACGAAACAGGUCUGCAGUCGCGCCUCACAGCGACUGGAUCGUUCAGCGCUACCACUGGCUAUCUACAGAUUGUUCUCACACAGCUCGAGUGCUCAAGCGCUUUUGCCUACUCCUGUGCAUCCCGUUUCGAGCUUGGCCCUGUCAACGGAAACGAUCAGGUCACUGUGAACGUGUCAAUCAUAAACAAUCCCCCCAAAAGGUUGACGAUAUCACAGGUCCCUGUCAGGAGCCUCUAUUACAGAGAUGAGCUUGUGCGUUUCUCAUGCAGUGGUAGAAUUGGUAACGAGUUUGACAAAAAUGUCAGGAACCUUUGGACAUGGGAAUGGCGAUCUGUGGGCAGUGUGGUUACCCCCUGGACACGGUACCCAAACAGCACCAGCAUCAUCUACAACCCUGUCAGGCAAGUACCUGCCUCGGGUGGAUGCGAGUACUCUGUUGGUUCAACACUCACCCACAGAGUGUCAUCCUUGGACAUCAAGAGGCAGUUCAGAUGUUCUGUGCAGGGAGAGUUCAGUACUUCUGCAUCACUGUCUACUGAAGAUUCGGAGUCCUCGGUGGCUGUUAAAGUGGCGAUGUACAGGGACAUCAACAUUGUUGUUCUGUUUUUGGCGAUUCUUCUGUCCUAUUAUUAACUGUGCCCGACGGAAGUCGAUGUUAGGAUUGGUCCCAAGGAACCUUAUAGUAUGCGGGUCUUAAGACGUUCCCAGAAACCUAUGCGGGUCUUAAGACGUUCCCAGAAACCUAUGCGGGUCUUAAGACGUUCCCAGAAACCUAUGCGGGUCUUAAGACGUUCCCAGAAACCUAUGCCGCAAACACAUCCCAUGCUGGUCGUAAGCGGUCCCCAGAAACCUCUGAUGGUCUUAAAAAGUCCCCAGGAAACAACCCGUGCUUGUCGUUAGAGGUCAUCAGAAACAUGUGCUGGUCGUAAGACAUUCCCAGAGUGAGUGA
Messenger RNA from Haliotis rufescens (red abalone), 1409 nucleotides. RefSeq lists its product as uncharacterized. The coding region runs from base 197 to 1093 and encodes 298 amino acids. The transcript is spliced from 4 exons. NCBI's taxonomy places the organism in Eukaryota, Metazoa, Mollusca, Gastropoda, Lepetellida, Haliotidae. The record is from RefSeq and is a predicted model, not a curated record.